AUGAUGAAGGAAAAGGGUAAGAAGGGCUUGAUAGUCAAAACCUGGGAGCGAUGCAAAUCAAUAGGCCGUGGCCGCAACAUGACUACUACUACUACUAUGGUGCCUGCUCUGACAAUCAAGAGCAGGUCCUGCCCACAUAUCAACCUCGGGGUCCCCGAAAGGGAAGAGAAGCGCACCAGCAGGCGCCAAGUGGCUCCCGAGGGCUGCUUCUCCGUCUACGUGGGACCCCAAAAGCAAAGGUUCGUGGUGAAAACCGAAUAUGCAAACCAUCCUCUCUUCAAGAUGCUACUUGAAGAAGCUGAGUCGGAAUUCGGGUACGACAGCCAAGGUCCACUUGUGCUGCCUUGUAACGUUGAAGUGUUCUACAAGGUGCUGAUGGAAAUGGACGAUUGUGGUAACCCAAAGGUUCCUCAAGGGUGUGGCUUGGCUAAGCGUUAUGGCUCUUACCAUCUUCUUAGCCCGUCUCGGAUGGUUGCUAUAAAUCAGUUCUGA
This is a messenger RNA of Prunus armeniaca (apricot), 492 nucleotides long. Lineage: Eukaryota; Viridiplantae; Streptophyta; Magnoliopsida; Rosales; Rosaceae. The record is from the annotation of a GenBank genome assembly.